This is a messenger RNA of Pygocentrus nattereri (red-bellied piranha), 4882 nucleotides long. RefSeq names its product interleukin 11 receptor, alpha (gene il11ra). Gene Ontology annotation, biological process: cytokine-mediated signaling pathway. The record is from RefSeq and is a predicted model, not a curated record. Gene Ontology annotation, cellular component: external side of plasma membrane. Gene Ontology annotation, molecular function: protein binding; cytokine receptor activity. The transcript has 12 exons. Lineage: Eukaryota; Metazoa; Chordata; Actinopteri; Characiformes; Serrasalmidae. The coding region runs from base 110 to 1315 and encodes 401 amino acids.
CUGUGUCCUUAAGCCUGUACAAUUACUACGAGGUUACAAACUUCUGCCAGCUAAAGCAAUGGAGGGCAACCGAGUCAAAAUGCCUGUAUAACAUUAGAAGAGAACUAAGAUGCCUGGUUUAGUGUCAUGCCCUGGUGGUCUAAUAGUCAUUGGGAUCCUUACUCUGUUCUUCGUUCACAUCAACUCAGAGAUAUGGAGCAAUGAAGUUUCAGACAUCCAGUUCGGCAGCCUGGGCUCCAACGUCACGCUGAUUUGCGGAGGCGUUCAACACGGCAGGUCUCUGGUGCACUGGCGGCAGAAUGGCAGCUCAGUGCGCUUCAGGCAGCCACACACCUCCAGCAGCACCCUUGUUCUACUCAACACUACACACUCCAUGGAGGGCAAUUACAGCUGCCACAACCAGAGAGGCGUCCUCCUGCAGACCAUCAGACUCCGCCUAGGCUAUCCUCCUGGUUAUCUCGGUGUUUCCUGCCAAGUGCCAAAUCACUUUAAAAUCCAGUGCUCAUGGACGCAGAGGGUGACAACAUACUUGCCCACCAAGUACAUCGCCUCUUACAGCAUGAAUGACGAAAGGCCGCAGCCCUGUGAGCAGGAGCUUAUUGAUGUAAAUAAGUGCACCAUCAGCAAUCCGGAGUUUUGGAAGCCCAAGUACCUUGUGAACAUCACAGAGGUUAAUCCCCUGGGCUCCAAUUCCACCAUCACCUUUGUGGAUCUCGCAAAGACCUUAAAGCCCGAUGCUCCUGACGCAGUGACCUGUGUGGAAGUGAACGGUAAGCCCACGCAGCUGCUGGUGCAGUGGGAUCUCCCAAAGUCCUGGCCGGCUAACCCGGCCGCAUUUCCCCUGAAGUUCGAGGUGCAGUACAGGCCAGUGGGAUCUAACCUCUGGUCCAAGCUGGAGACGGAAAUCACCGGUGCGAUGAUCAUGGACGCACUGGUGGGCCACCUGCACCACAUCCGAGUUCGAGCCCAGGACGCGUUCAUAAACCACAGUCAAUGGAGCGAGUGGAGUCAGGUGGUACAGGCCCGACCCUGGAGCGAUCCUUCAUUGAAUACUGAAGAGACCACAGAAGAAUUUUAUGAGAGCCCAAUCUUCCCAUCCACGUUUCCAGUGAAGGCAACAGAAAAGUCUCCAGACUCGUCGUUUGAUGAAAACGGAAGUAUGAGUUUGUUGAUUGCUCUUGGCCUGUUCGCAGCAGUAAUGGUUGCAGUGGUAUCCGCUAUCACGAUCCUUUUAUGGGUAAGGAACAGAAGGCGGGACAAUGUAACAAAGCAGGAACUGACCUCCAUGGUGAAGAUGAAGUCCUUGCCUAUCUAAAAUUUUCAGGUUGGCCCUCUGCUCUUUUAGCCCUCAUAGGGCUUCAUCAUAGGGAAUCAUCACCACUGCCACUGCAGCGUGAACAGACUACAAUACCUACGAUUCCAGCAUUCUCCUGUCGCUGCUUAGGGGAUUGGCUCCUUUCAGCGGAGUUUUGAGUCCCGUGAACUGUGAACCCUUUCAAUUCUGCAAUGUAGCACAACCUAACAGAGAACUCAGACUUACUGGCUUUCAUUCUUUGACACGCAAAGCAGAUUUGCCAGCUUUGGACCACAAAAACCAGCGUAUUUCAAACCGAACAUGUUUUCAAUUCUCUGACGGCUUCAGCUUUUCCAUGCAGACUUGUGCCAUUUGGCUGCGGUGACACUUGGAAUGCUGUGAAAAAAAAGCAUGGCUGUUAGCCAAUCGUGGGCCGCGCAUUGGGCAUUAUAGAUAAAGUUGGCAUUUUCCACGUUUCAAUGCAAGGAAAGGGACUUGGUGAACAGUUGCUUAUUCCCCAACCUGAACAUAGCUGCUAAACGUGGACGAGAAAAAAUUAGCCAGCCAUUUGGACACUUUACUGAUGGAAGCUGAGCAUUUUCAGGAGAAUUUUUUUUUUCGUUCACAUUGAGGUGAUGAUUACUUCAUUGCUUCAUUUCUUUGACCUUUGAAGGGUUCUCCUCACGUAAAGCCUCAACUCAUUUUAAACCAGGUGGACACAUCUGUAAACAAUCUUUUCAUUGGGCUUGUUUUAAACCAUAAGUUGCCUUUAAAACUGAAUGACAUCAUAAGUAAUCUCUCUUAAAAAUGCAUUAUCUUUUAUUUUAGUGUCUGUUGCAAGACCAACAAUAAUUACCUUAUAGGCCUCAUGACAGUAAGUUGGCAUUUUGCAGACCACCCCGCCCCCAAACAAAUAAAAUAGAAAAAAGGAAAAAAAAGUAACUGGUGCUCUGAAAGGAUGCAGUUCGUAAUGUCCAUUUCCCUCAAGAGACAGAAGUGUCAUAGAACGAGGCAUUCACAGAGCUUUGAAACAGAAAGUGAAUGUAAUUGCUUGGUCUUACAUUAGAAACACAUGUAAGGCAGAGUUAAAGCCCCUCUCAGGACUUACCACAGCCAUAGCAGGACUAGCACUGAGUAUAGUAAUAGAGAGCUUGGUAAGCGUUCUUAACGUACAUACUGUAUCUUUUAGUAGAUCGACUGAUCACUGUAUUAUUCAUUCAUAUUUCACCUUUGUCCUUGUCUGAUUGCUGCUGAUCAUGUGGUUGAGUGGAGACUGAUUUGCAUUGAAUAUACAAAGCAUUAUAUCACGGAAAUUCCUGUUAGUCUCCAAAUGACUUCAUCCAUUAUUUGAGUUCCACUGAUCAGUAAGCACCAGAGGUAUGUAAAGUACAGUACAAACGUCAGAGACCACUCGGGAUUUAUUUAAUAUCCUUUAAGUACACGUUAUUCAUUUUCAGCAUCAGGAAAAAUGUUAAUGUUUGUCAGUAUGUAGUGUGCCCGCUCUUUACCUACCUUCUUUACUUAAACACAGCUACCAUUAUUUUUAAGAGACUUGCAUUUUCUGCUUCUCACAGUCCAAGUAGACUCAUCAGUCCAUAAAACCUCACUCCACAUCUCACAUGUCCAAUUUCAGUGUUUUGCUAUAAAAGUUCUUCUUUUUUGUCUGUUUCCUUUUCUCAGUAAGGUCUUCUUAACAGCUACACAUCCUUUCAGACUCAUAGUGUUGAGGUGUCAUCUCACGGUGGAAGGAUUAACAGAAACAUGGAUUUUCUCUCAAAGUUAAAAGCUUUGAGUGCUGUCUGUCUGAUAAGGACAGUUUUGGAGGUCUAGGAGGUCUUACAUGGUUGUUGGGUGUCUCAUUUUUUCCACAUCUUUAAAUCAUUUUUUUAAACUCCAGUUAUGGAGAGCAUAAUUUUUCACUUGCUUUUCUGUGAUUUUCCCUUCCUUAUGGAAGUGGACUGUCCUAUCUAAUCCCAUUAGAAAUAUUGUCUGAAAAAUCAAAAGGAAUUUAAUGAAAGGUGGUCUCUGACUUUUGUGCAGUACUGUACAUAAUUGUGUAGGGAAGCUUUCCAGUGCCAGCUUCAAAUGAUAAACAAAUAGACCCUUGCAGCUACUGCUUACGAUUUGAGUCUGCGUUAUUCUGAUUUGCCCAAAUCCCUGAAAGGUCUAAACCUGUAGCAAUUCCUGAUUGGGUCUUUAAAUCCCAAGACCAUAAUGAACUUCUGAUAUCUACUUUGAAGCUAAUGCAUAUUCAUAAUAUUGAAUAUUCAGUUGAAGCUUAUCUUCACAGUUGUAUUGUUAUAGAUUUAUCUUUAUUGUACAAAGGUCUCUAUAAAAUACCGUUCCCAGUGAUAUAAAGCUUAAACAGUGCAUGUGUGCUUUCUUUGUUGCUUGUUUGUUUUUGUUUAUUUUUUCUGAUAUGUAUCCAAAAUAAGCACAAAUAUGCUGUUCUCUGUACAAAGAUACAGACAUAUUGUGAUAUUGUAUCAACUGAAUCAGUAAUUGUAUGUUUUUUUUUUUUUUUUGUUUUUUUUUUGGCUAUUAUGACUACAGGCAUUGUAAUCUGUCCCUUUAUAAUGAGUGCACCGUUUGCGGAACGCUUUCAAAGCUACUACACAUCCCCUCCACAGUCUCUUGAUUAGAGUUUUAGCGUGCUUGGUUUGUUUUUUGACCAUGAUGCAGAGCUACAGUCUCAUAGAGUGCCUCAAACUUUGGUAGAUUUAAAUUAAAUUGCUGAUAAAUGUGGAUUUUUAAGCUUCCGCUGAGAUUUUAAAUAUGUUUUUAUACGAUUGACUGAAUAUCUGACCCGCAGCUUAAAUCCAGCAGUCAGAGUGUAUCGUGAAUUCUCCGCUUUAUUACUCAAAACAAUUACUCAGAAAGGAUUUGCGUGCCUUUAACUUUUCAUUUUGGCUGCUUUGAUCCCAGCAGUAUUGUCGGAACUGCUUUGAUUCUGCAGUAGUCAUGUCAGGUUGUGGGAAAAGGCGCUGGAAACUUUUAAUUCCUCAGCACAGCUCAGAGCUUUGACACUUGACAUGUUAGGGAAUAGAAUGUUAAUGACUGAACUGUAGUUGGCCUUGUUUAGUUUUCUGUACUGUAAAAAUGUGCAUAUUGUAUGUGCAUACCUCUCCUGCCAAGAAGGUUUAGGGAAUCAUGUUGUAUGUGUGUGUGUUCAAGGUAUUGAUGCAGCAGCUGGGUGGGAUUCGACACUGUGUGCAUCGAAGUAUGUAGAAUGUUGAAGGAAGCACAACAAUGAUGGUGUGCUGAGAUGGACUGUAUACUCACCUUUAUAUAUGUAAGCCUUUAAAUACUAGCAAGUCUGUUUUUCCAGUAUGAAACUAUGAAUUGAAUCACAAAGUGGAUACAUUUAGUUCAGAUAUCUCUGGUCACUCCAACUAUUGAUGAACACAACAAAAACUUUUAUCUCCAUUUUUGUUGUCUUUUUUUAAGAAUUUCAAAUUACCAGGUGUCUUUUACAUUCUGCAUUGUGUUAAAAUUACACAAUGAAUGGAUCAAUAGAAAUGACAUCAGGGGAAAAAGUCAUGUUCCAUGCAGUUUUGCCUUGGAGACACAAACUUGCCUUUGUUGCGA